AUGGCAAGUCAACAAUCAGUACCUGGAGAAAUGAACGACCGAAAGCCGUCGAUGUCCAUUCUUAAACAGCGAUUCUAUCGUCAAGCUUUAAAGCUGGAAACAAAGACCCGUUUUACGUGCAUUGAGAUUGAGGGUUUGCUGAGAAUAUUCGACAAGCUUGUUGAGAAAUACAACUCUCCAAUGACGAAAACCGUGUUAAAAGACGUUCUGUUCAACUUCUUUGGACUAACGAAUGAUAUCAUGAUGGACAAAAUUUUCCGCACAAUGGCUAAUGGAAAGAGUACCAUGACAUAUGAGGACUGGAUAAUCGGAAUGGAUAUCUACCUAAGAGGGACAUUGAAGCAACUUGCUAAUUUCGCCUUCACUGUGUAUGACCAUCAACGCAGAGAUUUCUUAUCCAAAGAGGACAUCCAGAUGUACCUGAAAAAUAUCUUAGCAGCCAAUAUUCCCGAUGAGGACGCGGAAGAGUGUCAGACUGAUAUGCUGGACAUGGUGUUCCUGUUGCUCGAUCAGGAUAAAGAUGGGUAUGUGAGUCGGAAGGAUUUUGUGGACAGUGUCCUCGUUGAGCCCCUGCUACUUCAGGUAUUGGGUGAGUGUUUGCCGUCCGCGAGAACCGCAAUGACUCUCAAUUCUCUGGUGCAACAGGAGAGCGGGAGGCUUGAUAAUUAUGCGACACAAGGU
Opisthorchis viverrini is the source of this 681-nucleotide messenger RNA. RefSeq lists its product as hypothetical. The record is from RefSeq and is a predicted model, not a curated record. Gene Ontology annotation, molecular function: calcium ion binding. Lineage: Eukaryota; Metazoa; Platyhelminthes; Trematoda; Opisthorchiida; Opisthorchiidae. The annotation marks the transcript as partial. The transcript has a single exon.